GGUCACCACACAACACAACACACCAUCUGUCGACUGGUAGCAGAGAGAAGAGAUAGACCGAGAGAGGGAGGGAGAGAGAGAACCUGACACUGAGACUGAAGCAUCGGCGCUAGCUAGCUUGGGCAGCAACAUCACGAUGUCGUCCAACUGCGGCGAGGAUGAGAAGGAGCUGGUGUGCGUGACCGGCGCCGGCGGCUUCAUCGGCUCGUGGGUGGUGAAUGAGCUGCUCCAGCGGGGUUACCGCGUCAGGGGAACCGCGAGGGACCCUGCGGACAGCAAGAACGCGCACCUGCUGGCUCUGGAGGGAGCCAAGGAGCGCCUCACCCUGUGCCGCGCCGACGUCCUCGACCGCGCCUCCCUGCGCGCCGCCUUCGCCGGCUGCCACGGCGUCUUCCACGUCGCCUCCCCGGUGUCCAACGACCCGGAGCUUGUCCCGGUGGCGGUGGAGGGCACCAGGAACGUCAUCAACGCCGCGGCGGACGAGGGCGCGCGCCGUGUCGUCUUCACCUCCUCCUAUGGCGCCGUGCACAUGGACCCCAGCCGGAGCCCCGACGCCGUCCUCGACGAGACCUGCUGGAGCGACUACGACUUCUGCAAGCGAACCGACAACCUGUACUGCUGCGCCAAGAUGAUGGCGGAGGUGACGGCGGCGGCGGAGGCGGACGCGCGGGGCCUGCAGCUGGCCGUGGUGCUGCCCUGCAUGACCACGGGCCCCAUGCUGCAGCAGACGCUCAACUUCAGCACCAACCACGUCGCGCGCUACCUCAUGGGCACCAAGCGCUCCAUCCCCAACGCCGUCGCCGCCUACGUCGACGUCCGCGACGUCGCGCGCGCGCACGUGCUCGCCUACGAGCGCCCCGGAGCCAGGGGCCGGUACCUCUGCAUCGGCACCGUGCUGCACCGCGCCGACCUCGUCGACAUGCUCAGAGACCUCUUUCCGCAGUACCCCGUCACGGCCAAGUGCGAGGAGGACGGCAAGCCAAUGGCGAAGCCGUUCAAGUUCUCCAACCAGAGGCUCAGGGACCUGGGGCUGGAGUUCACUCCGCUGAGGAAGAGCCUGUACGAGACCGUGCUGUGCCUGCAGCAGAAGGGCCACCUGCCUGUCAUCCAACCGCAGCAGCGCGCGUACCUGUGAUGUGAAACAACCGACAUAUAUAAACAUGCAUGCAAUGAGGCAAACGACACACACGUCAGUGGAAGAACGAGAAGAUGACAUAAGGAAUCUGAGAACUUUUUAUUAAGUGUAUAUUCAUGUUACUUUUCAGUAUCUACGGGUGUAUUACGUUUUACGUUCUUAAAACAAAAGCUUUUGCUGUUGUACAAUUAUUAUAUAGACAAGUUACUUAUGAAUAGUAAGUUUUAUUUAGACAA
This is a messenger RNA of Zea mays, 1371 nucleotides long. Its product is annotated as cinnamoyl-CoA reductase 1. The record is from RefSeq and is a predicted model, not a curated record. Gene Ontology annotation, molecular function: oxidoreductase activity, acting on the CH-OH group of donors, NAD or NADP as acceptor. The transcript has 5 exons. Bases 137 to 1135 code for a protein of 332 amino acids. Gene Ontology annotation, biological process: lignin biosynthetic process. Lineage: Eukaryota; Viridiplantae; Streptophyta; Magnoliopsida; Poales; Poaceae.